Molecule: messenger RNA, 444 nt
Organism: Didymodactylos carnosus
Lineage: Eukaryota; Metazoa; Rotifera; Eurotatoria; Philodinida; Philodinidae
Source: the annotation of a GenBank genome assembly
AUGACACAACUAUCCUCACUAAAACUGGCUGUGGCAUUCAGCGGCUCCCGGGACACGACGGCUCAUUAUGCUAUUGAACAAGCCAUUGCCGUUUGCCUAACGACAGUGAACAAGACUCUGACUCAACCUGAUCUUAGAAACAACCAAAUGUCCGACAGAGGAGGUGAAGCACUAGCACAAGCACUGAAAGUAAACAACACUCUCACUCAACUUGAUCUUGCAAGCAACGAAAUAUCCGAUAGAGGAGGUGAAGCAGUAGCACAAGCACUGAAAGUAAACAACACUCUCACUCAACUUGAUCUGGGAUGGAACAAAAUAUCCGAUAGAGGAGGUGAAGCACAAGCAUUGAAAGUAAACAACACUCUCACUCAACUUAAUCUUCAAUACAACAAAAUAUCCGCUAGAGGGGGUGAAGCACUAGCAGAAGCACUGAAAAGGACGUGA